Limulus polyphemus (Atlantic horseshoe crab) is the source of this 1661-nucleotide messenger RNA. Its product is annotated as mid1-interacting protein 1-B-like. The record is from RefSeq and is a predicted model, not a curated record. The transcript has a single exon. The coding region runs from base 175 to 822 and encodes 215 amino acids. Gene Ontology annotation, biological process: regulation of lipid biosynthetic process. NCBI's taxonomy places the organism in Eukaryota, Metazoa, Arthropoda, Merostomata, Xiphosura, Limulidae. Gene Ontology annotation, cellular component: cytosol.
UUAGAGUAUAAAUACCGCCCGAGCAGUAGUUUCAGGUUUGAAACACUAAGUAGCCUGAGCAGAUUAUGAAUCAUUGAGAGGGUGUGUGAAAUACGGACUGUUUUUUCUGUUCAACUAGUUUUCAAUUAACUGUGUACUUUAAUUGUAUAUCGGUAGUCUUAAUUACUCGACAGUAUGUUACAUCACAUGUAUGAUGUUAAACCUUCUACGGGACAACAUAGCAACAACUCUGGGAGACACAUCCGAAGUAAGAGGCGGCAUGCAGGUGAUGACGCAUUUACAUGUUCUCAGCAAUCCAUUCUUAGCGCAAUGGAUCGAUUCGUGAAUUCCGUUACAAAUAUGGACUCCACAGUUUUAGUUCCUUCACGGCUGCGAGACAUGGAGACCGAUGGAGGUAACGUACAUCAACGUCCUCCUCAAUUUAUGUCGAAAAUGGAUCUCUUUACCUUUUUUACGGCUCUUAAUGACAUCAAAAACGAACUACUUUGGGGACCUGCUAUUGGUGGAACAAAUUUAUCUUCGACUGUUUCUGGGACUGAGCGGCAACAUUUAGCCGCUACCAUGACGCGAUAUCCCUCAGAAGAAAACCCCGGACUUUCUAGUAAAAGUUCUGUGUCGGACUCAGAUAGUCAAGGAGACAGUGACGUUGAUGGUGUCAUCAAUGAUCCGGACUCUUUAACCUCCGAAGCACAAAAGACUCAUCUUGCAACAGCCUACCGCUAUCACCUACAGGGUCUUCAGACCAUUUUGCAUCAACUCUCAGAUUCCGCAGAUUACUUGUCUUUCAGAUAUCAAGAAGAAGUAGAAGCAUCAUCAGUGUAAAAUGAUUUAAAGUUCUUAGAAAAACUACUUUUUUGUGUAUAUUCUUUGUUUUCAAUGUAUUUUAAAGUUUGUAUUAUAGAUUUCAAAUUACUGAUCAGUAAAUUCCGCAAUAAUUAUGAUAGGUCAAGACUAAGGGUAAUAUGGUAAUUAUAUUGAUAAGAUAUUUUUAACUUUAAUCCAAAUUGGAGUAUACAAUAAUACAAAAUAUGUUUAAUGUGUUUUGUAAACCUCGCAAUAUAAAUAUUGCAUGGUUCUAAGGUAGUAUGUUUACAGUUGUCACUGACCGUUAUAAUUUAUAACAAAAUGACAAAUACUGAGCUGGAAAAAAGGUGCGGUAAUAUUUUUAAUUAGAUUAAAUUUUGUACUCGUGAAAAACUACAUCUAAGUUUUGUAAUGCUACUAAUGGUAAAAAAACAAACUAAAAAUUAUCACCCGCUGUUUAAAGAAUUCAUUGUAAAACUGAAUAUUAUUAUUAGUUUUUCUAGGUGGGGAGGGAGUGGUAAGUAGCGAAGAAAUUGUGUAUACAAAAGUUGCAUUCAACGUAUAUUGUGUUAAUUCUUUUUUUUUUUCUCAAAUGUUAUUUAUACAAGUAUGUAUAUGAACUUGAAGUCAGUUGCAAAUUCUGGUAUUCAAGUUGUAUGUAAAAAUUUAACGUGCCUUUUAAAAACGUUGUAGAUACUGUUGUAUACAUUGUCUUUAAAGUUUAAGCAGUUAUGGCUUGUUGUCCCGAUAGACAUUAACGGUGUUGAUGUUGUUUUAAUAUCAUUUUUGCUCAAUUAGCUUUAAUGUGAUGUAUUUGUCCCAUAAUUUGCCUCAUUAAAAUCUUUCUGAAGCUUGAA